AUGGGAACUGCUGCAAGCUUUUAUCUUAUUUUCAUUGAAAUACGGUUUGAUAUGCAGUCACUUGAGGAUUUGACCAAAUCUCAGGCAAUAUGUCGUGGCUGUGGUGACUUCAUCUAUGAUCGAUAUUUCUUGAUGGUCUCGCAUGAUUGUUGGCAUAUGCGUUGUCUCAGAUGCUCUGACUGCAACGUUGAACUGGAGUCCGACAUCACGUGCUUCGUAAAAGAUGAUAUGAUUUUCUGCCGUGCCGAUUAUUUCAAGCGUUACGGCUCGAGAAGUUGUGCUGCCUGCUCGCAGGCGAUCGACAGCGCAGCAAUGGUCAUGCGUGCCCGCGAAUUCGUUUUUCAUCUUCAGUGUUUUGCGUGCGUUGAGUGCAACCGUGUUCUCGUUACAGGCGAAAGUUUCGGUAUGAAUGGAGAUAAGGUCUAUUGCCAUAAAGAUUUUCAAACCUUCCUUCUUCAUGAACAAGAUCGAAGUGAUGACGAUGGAGGCCAAAAUAAGUCACGGAAACGGAAACGCGAGAUGAAUAAUUGUGCAGUCUUCGAACAAGACAACUGUUCUCCUCCGUUUAUCAUGGAGGAGCAGACAGGCUGUAACGGAAAAGCGAAGCGAGUACGAACUUCAUUUAAGCAACAUCAACUGCUCGUAAUGAAAACUUACUUUGCGCUCAAUCACAAUCCAGACUCCAAAGAUCUCAAACAGCUUUCGAUAAAGACUGGCCUCUCGAAACGCGUGCUGCAAGUGUGGUUUCAAAAUGCGCGAGCAAAAUACAGACGGGUCGUGUCGCAGACAGAACUGAUAGAGUCCCAUUUGCAUUGUGAAAUGCAAGAAAUAUAAAUAGAGUAUCCUCGAAUGGGAAAAUAUCAUUGGAAAACGAUUGUUUCUUAAUUUAUUUACGCUGAAAACCACUCUCCAUAACGUAUAGUGACGUAAUGUAAAGCAUGCGCAGUUUUAAGAUUUUUUAAAUUGCACGUCUGAUUUAUUUGCGUGUCUCGAAUCAAAUUUUGGGCACACUACAACAUGAUGUGUUUUCAAA
This is a messenger RNA of Xenia sp. Carnegie-2017, 1033 nucleotides long. RefSeq names its product LIM/homeobox protein Lhx9-like. Gene Ontology annotation, biological process: neuron differentiation; regulation of transcription by RNA polymerase II. The record is from RefSeq and is a predicted model, not a curated record. The coding region runs from base 1 to 834 and encodes 277 amino acids. NCBI's taxonomy places the organism in Eukaryota, Metazoa, Cnidaria, Anthozoa, Malacalcyonacea, Xeniidae. Gene Ontology annotation, cellular component: nucleus. Gene Ontology annotation, molecular function: RNA polymerase II transcription regulatory region sequence-specific DNA binding; DNA-binding transcription factor activity, RNA polymerase II-specific. The transcript is spliced from 4 exons.